AUGUUGGGCAUCAAUGGACUCCUCCUCCUGUUCUUAGGGGCACUGCUGGCUCCUCAAACCCUUGGCCAGAGUGAAAACACCGAACUGAUAAAAGUUCUUUUCAAGCGGUCCGAAUACGUGAAUCAAGUAUUUUUCCAGUUGCUCUUUGCCAACUUGGACGCCAGCUUACUGGGCAACCCGAUCCCGGAUCCGAUGAAAUUUGACAAUUUUACGUACAACCACCAGUCAAUUUUUCAAGCAGGGGAGUCAAAUACGUACGAUCCCCUCCUUUUUGGAUAUGUCAACUCCGUCCUAUCCGUUGACGCGAAUGUUGAAACUUACCAGGCUAAUAUACACCUCACAAUUCCACAAGUACAUUUAACAGGGAUGUACGACCUUUGGCUCGAUCAGUCCUCCCCCUGGGGUAUAGGGGACAGAUAUCGCGGCAAUGGCGCGUACGCCCAUACCUUCACGAAUGUCGAGCUUUGGCUGAACCUAACCGUGGGGGAGGGUGGUCGCCCAAUCGCGACAGAUAUCGGAACAUCCCUUCGCUUCAACUCGUGCAGACUCUGGGCCGAAAACUUUACGCAUAAUGGCAUCUUUUGGGACGAAACCAAGUGGGAAGUUCAAUCGGGGAUUUUUAAGCAAGAAUUCGACAGCCCGGAGAAGGCUGGGGCUAGGGAAAUCCUACUAACGGAGGGGGCUCGGUCUUAUUUCAACAUUUUGUGGGGCAUACUGAAGGUUGAUCGAGAUCAAGCCCUGCAGAUUUUAAUUGAAUUGGGAACCAUUCUUAACCCCUGAUCUGGACCAGGACAUUCAAUUAAAUCUGAUACUGCGAUAAACGAUGUUUUUCAAAAUGUUACAACUAUAAUCUGAAGAUUUUUGUGGAUAAGUAAUUAUUCAUUAAGUAGAUUUGGGCAUAAACCCGU
Messenger RNA from Folsomia candida, 908 nucleotides. RefSeq lists its product as uncharacterized. Lineage: Eukaryota; Metazoa; Arthropoda; Collembola; Entomobryomorpha; Isotomidae. The record is from RefSeq and is a predicted model, not a curated record. Bases 1 to 780 code for a protein of 259 amino acids. The transcript is spliced from 6 exons.